UUGCUAAAUAUACUCUCCAAAAUUCCUUUUUUCGUGUCGUGCUUAAAAGUUUCAAUAUUUUUGGCGAUUCAUUUUUGACAACCUACUCAAACCAGUUAUAUAUUCCUCAUCUAACGACACGUGAACCAAUUUGUUUUUAAACUUGGAUUUUUAUGUUCUCGGGAGCUGGCAGACACAGGUUGAAGAUUAUUAUUUGAAGAAGUUCAUUGAAAAUUGUUCUAAAUUUAUAGUUUCUGUAUUUAAUAUCCUAAUGGCCGAGAAUAAUAACAAUUUUAAGAGUGAAGUUGUAUUUGAUGACUUGGAUGCCAUGGAAACUGAGGCUGCUACUCAAGCCAAUAUAUCCGCUCAACUGGCUAUGAAAAUCUGGUCCGUAACACCUGAUGAUAUUUCCCUGGGGCUCGUGGAGCAGCCCGAGCAUUUUGUGCCAAACUGUGGAACUGCAACAGAAAAUGAAUCAGGAAAUGAUAGUCCUGGAAAUGCAUCAGGAACCGGAUCUGGAACUGAAUCUGGAAGUGGUUCUGGAAAUGAAACCGUUAGUAAGCCACCGGCUAACGAUAAUGCCAGCAUUUACUUGUCAGAAGUGGAGCGGGUACUUUAUGGAGAUACCACAGGUUAUCCGGAAUAUGGCAGUCCAAAUUUCUUUAAGGCCGCCGAGAAUUAUUCCCUCUUCGGGGAAAGCUUUCUGGACUUUCCCAAGGACACUGCCAUCUGUUUAGCUGGUCUGGGAACGAUGGCGAAUCAAGCUUGGCAUUCAACACCGGUUAUCGAACGAUCUGCCAUGUCGGUUCCUUUAUAUGAACGGCGACAAGCUGCGGAAACAGAACGAGCUACCUCCGUGACAAACUGUUUGGGGUGCGCCUAUCAGCAAAGGCAGCAGCAACUACAGAAGCAGCAGCAACAACAACAACAGCAGCAGCAGCAGCAACAACAUCAGCAGCAACAACAGCACCAUCAGCAGAAUCAACAUAAACAACAACAGCAGCAGCAUCAUCCUCGUCAACCUGGCACCGACAACAAUAACAACAACAAUCGCAACGGCGUCAAAAAUUUCAAUGAGAUACCAUUUCCUCAGUUCUACCAUCAGAUGCACCACCAAUCGCAGCCGCAGCCACAGCUAAAUCCACCGCAUAACCAUAUCCACUUGCAACAUAAAACAGUGCAGCAACAAGGGGCAAACCCAACACAGCAGCAGCAAUACCAGCAGCAGCAACACCAGCAGCAGCAACACCAGCACCAGCAGCAAAACCAGCAGCAGCAGCCCCACCAGCAGCAGCAACAUCGUCAAGCGGGAAACUCAUUUGCAGGAGACUUGGGAGGAUUGAAUUUUUCCAAUGCCAAUGAUCUGGCUUUGCUCUAUCAGCAAAUAAUGGCCGGUAACUUGCGCACAAACCAACAGCAACAUCAGCACCAGCAGCAACAUCGUACUGGAGCAGUUCCCAGUAUCGGGGAUUUGGCAGGAUUGGCUCAUGCCAAUCCCAAUGAUAUUGCGUUGCUUUACCGGCAAUUAAUGGCUCAAAAUUUGCGGUCAAAUCAGCAGCUUCGCCAGCAACAACAGCAACCUCGUCUGCCACGUGCCAUUUAUGGGGGCAACGGUGGACAGUCAGGCGGUGGAGGUGGAAAUACACCAAACGGAAAGGAACCCCCAGCAGGAAAUCACAAAUAAGAUGUGUGCACCAAUUCAAAGGUCAGA
Messenger RNA from Drosophila eugracilis, 1690 nucleotides. Its product is annotated as nuclear transcription factor Y subunit beta. The record is from RefSeq and is a predicted model, not a curated record. Bases 251 to 1663 code for a protein of 470 amino acids. NCBI's taxonomy places the organism in Eukaryota, Metazoa, Arthropoda, Insecta, Diptera, Drosophilidae. Gene Ontology annotation, cellular component: transcription regulator complex; histone methyltransferase complex; nucleus. The transcript is spliced from 4 exons. Gene Ontology annotation, biological process: positive regulation of transcription by RNA polymerase II.